Molecule: messenger RNA, 1949 nt
Organism: Impatiens glandulifera
Lineage: Eukaryota; Viridiplantae; Streptophyta; Magnoliopsida; Ericales; Balsaminaceae
Product: auxilin-related protein 1-like
Exons: 8
Coding region: 274-1701 (475 amino acids)
Biological process (GO): clathrin coat disassembly; clathrin-dependent endocytosis
Cellular component (GO): vesicle; cytoplasm; intracellular membrane-bounded organelle
Molecular function (GO): clathrin binding
Source: RefSeq, a predicted model, not a curated record
GUAGAGAAAGAAAAUGAAAGUGUUUAGUUGAACCCACGUAAGAGGCAACUAAGCAAAGGAAGGCGGCGACACUCAACGGUUGAAAACAACGCGCCGUCUAUUGGUCGCACCGACAUUCCACCGAGAAGACAGAUAGGAAAGUGUGAACAACAGAGAAACCAAAUAAUUCUCAAAAUCCUUCAUCUUUCUUCUUGUUCACACUUUCUGCUAAUCUUUUCUCACCUUUCAAUUCAAUCAAUUUCUCUAUCACCCGCUUCUUACAACGAUUCUGAAAUGGACGAAUUUGGUGUUUUGGUUGAGAGCAUCGGAUUUAGAGCAGGUGGAAAGUCGGCGCCUUUGGCUGAUUUGAAGAGCAAAACUAAAACAUCUUCGGUUAAUAAUCUCAAACAAGCCUAUACUUCAAACUCAAGUAAUGGGUCGUUUAAUGUCGACUUAGAUGGGUUUUUCGGAUCUAACCAUGGUCGGCAGACCCAAAGUUAUGGUGGAUUUAAUGAUAUUUUCGGCGGAUCGAUUAAGUCUUCAAGUGAUGACGGAUUCGAUUUCGACUUUGCUACGAAGAAUUCGGUAUCCGAUGAUGUGUAUGGUUCGAAUGAUAUCUUCAGUGGAAUGCCGGCGUCAAAGAAACCAUCGUUUGUUGACGAAGAUGAUGUUUUUGGGUUGAAUUCUGUACCUAAGAAUCAGACAGCUCCCAUUGAUGACUUGUUUGGUAGUUUUGGUUUGGGAUCUGCUACUAAUGCCUCCAAAAAGGUUCCAGUGACGGUCUUAGAUGAUGAUUUACUGCCGGGUUUCAGUAAUGGUAGUGGUUCUACAAGGAAUGAAAGGGAAAAAUCGGAGGAAAGUUGGUCUUCAUUACCACAACAUAUGAAUGCGGAACCAACUUCUUUACUGGAAGAUCCAUUUAUAAUCCUCAAGACAUCUUCUUCCAAGGCAUAUAAAUCUUCAGCAGUUUUAUCAACAGCUGAUGAACUGGAAGACUUUGCCAGUGCAAAAGUUUGGAGUAGGCCAAAUGGGAGUUCUGAUUACCCCAAGCAGGAUAAUUGGGGAAGUGGGACAGCAGCAGAUAAUCUGGAUAUCUUUUUCAAAAAGGAUUUGAAAUCCAACAAUGGUUCUAAGCCCGACUUGGUGAUGAAGAAGAAAGCUACUGGAGCAAAACCGACUCCUCCUAUAACAGCAACAACUAAAAAGAUGUCAACACCGAAUGUAGUUGAUGAUUUCUCCCUUUUGUUUGGAGAUGGCCCUUCUGCUGAAGAAUUUCAGGAAGUUGAGGGAGAAAGUGUAGAGAGACGUAAAGCCAGACUAAAUCAUCAUAUGAGGACCCAGGAGAGAAUGGCAAAAGCCUUGGAAGAAAAGAAUAAACGUGACCAUCAAACUCAGUUUGAACAAGAAGAGAGGCAUAGGAUUGCUGGAGGUCUGGAUGAUGAUAUAAAACGAUGGGCAACAGGGAAGGAAGGCAACUUGCGGGCACUGUUAUCCUCAUUGCAGCUUAUUCUGUGGCCUGAAUGUGGUUGGAAGCCGGUUCCUUUAACAGAUUUGAUAACUUCUGUAUCUGUCAAAAAGGUUUACUACAAAGCAACAUUAUGUGUUCAUCCUGAUAAGGUUCAGCAGAAAGGAGCUAGCCUUCAUCAAAAGUACACAGCUGAGAAGGUUUUUGAUCUUCUGAAGGAAGCUUGGAAGAAAUUCAAUUUGGAGGAGCUGAGAUAGAUUCAUAUAGUAAUAUCUUUGAGGAGAAUGAGUUAUAGCUUAAAGGAAUGAAGGUAUGUAUAAUAUAAAAUACCAUUGUUUUUCCUAUCAAUUUGUCAAUGUUAUGUUACUUAUGUAUGAGUGUAAAUUAUGGCAUUCUUUUUUUAUCAUUCUUUGUCUACAUUUGCAUUAUUAUUUCAUCAACUUUUCAUGACCUCUGAAUUCUGAUGGUUGUUGACACUUAAUAAAACUGGUUUGAAUGUCAGUUA